Messenger RNA from Vanessa atalanta (red admiral), 2393 nucleotides. It is a transcript of the gene Pax, whose product is annotated as paxillin. Gene Ontology annotation, cellular component: focal adhesion; cytoplasm; cell-cell junction. NCBI's taxonomy places the organism in Eukaryota, Metazoa, Arthropoda, Insecta, Lepidoptera, Nymphalidae. Gene Ontology annotation, biological process: positive regulation of integrin-mediated signaling pathway; cell-cell adhesion; positive regulation of substrate adhesion-dependent cell spreading. The record is from RefSeq and is a predicted model, not a curated record. The transcript has 9 exons. Bases 310 to 2115 code for a protein of 601 amino acids.
CGACCUCGCCCUCCUGACAUUGUGUCUUACUUAUCACACAUCGCUUAUCGACUGCCGAUACGAAAACAUCGAUAUAAAUUACGUUAUCACUAAAAUUGCGUCGGUUGUGUACUUGCGACCUCGAGUUAUUAUUUAAAUUUCAAACAUAGGCUUAUCAGUCUCAUUAAAGGAAAGUUGCGGGUGAUUCCUGUCAUAAAUAUUACUGUUUGUUUACUCGGAUCAAGUGUAGGCUGUGAUUAUGGUGCGCUAACCGUAGUGUUGUUCCCGUGGGUGUUUUAAUUCAUAAAUUAUCAUCGCUAUUUGCCCAAGAUGGAUCGGACAAUGUACGGCAAGGUGCUGCCAGGCACUUAUUACCCGUUUCGCUGCGCGAUGAAGGAGAACGGAAUAUCGCCGGGCUAUGCCCUGCUCGCUGACCUCCAGAACUCGAUAAACCCUGGCAGGGUUAGUAGUCCCGGUGGUAGAACAGGAUCACCUGGCGGUCGAACCAACUCCCCUGGCCGAACCGGUUCACCCCUCGGUCGUGGUAGCUCUCCGGGACGAUUGAGUUCACCUGGAGGUAGCCUCAGCUCACCAACUUCAACCGGCUAUGGUUCUAUCAAUGGCUCAAGAAAUAUUAGUUCGGACUACGCUAAACCUGCUUCUCCAACCUACCAAAACACAACUACAGUUCACGAGAAGAUUGCUCCGGCCAAAUACAGCACAAACUACAUUAAUGCCCCCGGCUACGGCAGUCAUUCCCCUGGGUACAAUAGUCAGUCUCCUGGGUUUACGAGUGUGUCACCUGGCUACGGGAGGACCACCGGCCGUGCCAAUUUUUCGGAACUUGACACUCUGUUGGAUGACUUGAGCAACGCCAGAUACGGAAAUUAUGCAGAGAAAACCACAUUAACCGAAAGAAAUGAUGGAUAUUCUCGUACGAAUGGAGCUACUAGUCCGGCUUCGACGAGACCCACCGUAGAUUCUCUAUUGGAUCAACUAAGUACCGACGUGCCCAAUGGUCGGGCAUCAGUAUCCCCAGUUCCGCCGUCAUCGUCUGGCACCUUACCACGGCCAGGAACCAAGCAGGUUACGGUGACCGUCCAGGAAACCGUGGUAGAACCGGCGCAACCUCCGCAACCGCAACCGCAGCCAUCAGUGGCCGCAGUAACGACAGUUCGUCACCAUCACGCUUCCAGUGCUACUAAAGAGCUUGACGAUCUCAUGGCGUCUCUCUCUGACUUCAAGGUAAGCGGUGCAGGUGCAGCUCCAGGGGGAGAAAGCGGUACCCACGUUUACCGAGAGAAGCGUGCUUGGCAGGAACAAUACCGCAGCAACCCGCGGCAACCCGAAUCCGCAUCUUUAGAACAUAUGCUCGGAUCUCUCCGAGCAGACAUGAGCCGUCAAGGAGUACAAACCCCCCAGAAGGGAUGCUGCAACGCCUGCGAGAAGCCCAUCGUCGGACAGGUCAUCACAGCGUUGGGCCGCACUUGGCAUCCGGAACAUUUCACAUGCGCUCACUGCAAUCAAGAAUUAGGCACGAGGAACUUCUUCGAGCGCGACAGCAGACCAUACUGCGAGCCCGACUACCAUAACCUCUUCUCGCCGCGAUGCGCUUAUUGCAACGGACCCAUUCUCGACAAAUGCGUGACAGCUCUCGAGAAGACUUGGCACACGGAGCACUUCUUCUGUGCUCAGUGCGGCCAGCAGUUUGGUGAGGAGGGAUUCCACGAAAGGGAUGGCAAACCAUACUGCCGGGCUGACUACUUUGAUAUGUUUGCGCCCAAGUGUGGUGGUUGCAACAAACCUAUCAUGGAAAACUACAUUUCCGCCCUCAACACUCAAUGGCAUCCAGACUGCUUCGUCUGCAAGGAAUGCCGUGAACCUUUCCACGGGGGCUCCUUCUUUGAGCACGAAGGGCAGCCCUACUGCGAGACCCAUUACCACGGCAAGCGGGGCUCGCUGUGCGCCGGCUGUCACAAGCCCAUCGCCGGCCGCUGCAUCACCGCCAUGUUCCGAAAGUUCCACCCCGAACACUUCGUCUGUGCUUUCUGCCUCCGACAACUCAACAAAGGAACCUUCAAGGAGCAAAAUGACAAACCAUAUUGCCACGCUUGCUUCGAUAAGCUUUUCGGAUAAACUCUAUAGACGCCGCUUUCCUAUAAUUACUUUUCGUUAUCUGUGGACUUUUAUGUCAAUACGCAGCGGAUGUUCAUAUUUCUUAACUCAGGAUUCGAAAUGCGUAGAUUUAAAUAAGCGACUUAUUUUACUUUCUGCAUAUUAUUUUUAGAGAAAUGUAUAGUAAUAGUCUAUUCAAGCUUUAGUAAUAACAAAACAACGCUAUAUAAUAAGUGAACCACGGCGCAGUAAAGAUAGUAAAUUAUUUUAUACUUUUAAUAAGUGGCACAGAUUAAAAA